AUGGAGCAGCUAUCAGAUGAAGAAAUUGACCAUGGUGCUGAAGAAGACAGUGACAAAGAAGAUCAAGAUCUGGACAAAAUGUUUGGAGCCUGGCUGGGGGAGCUAGACAAACUCACUCAGAGUUUGGAUUCUGACAAGCCCAUGGAACCAGUAAAACGAUCUCCUCUUCGCCAAGAAACAAACAUGGCCAAUUUUUCUUACCGCUUCUCCAUAUACAACUUGAAUGAAGCUCUGAGUCAGGGAGAAACUGUGGAUCUGGAUGCCCUGAUGGCCGAUCUUUGCUCAAUAGAGCGGGAGCUCAGCAGUAUCGGUGCAGGCAAUAGUAAGCGUCAAAUCACAGAAACAAAAGCCUCUCAGAAAUUACCUCCUAGCCGACAUACAACAAAACAUGGCACCUUGAAAGGAUUGUCUUCUUCAUCUAAUAGGAUUACUAAACCAUCACAUGCCAACUACUCCCUGGAUGAUAUUACUGCACAGUUAGACCAGGCCUCUUUGAGCAUGGAUGAGGCUGCUCAGCAAUCUGUACUAGAGGAUGCUAAGCCCUUAGUAACUAAUCAGCACAGAAGAACGGCAUCAGCAGGCACGGUGAGUGAUGCUGAAGUGCGCUCUAUGAGUAACUCCUCUCGCUCCAGCAUCACUUCUGCAGCUUCCAGCAUGGACUCUUUGGAUAUUGAUAAAGUAACGCGCCCUCAAGAACUGGAGUUGACACAUCAGGGGCAGCCAAUUACUGAGCAUGCUAUUUCUCUGAGAUGUCCCAGCAAGCCGGCCAAGCGUCAUAUUGACUUCACAGAAGAACAGGCUGAGCUGACACCUCACUCCUAUUUGGACAGGGAAACCUCCCUUCUUCUGAGAAACAUUGCAGGAAAACCUUCUCAUUUGCUGACCAAGGAAGAACAAGCAGCAAAAUUGAAAGCUGAGAAGAUCAGAGUUGCCCUAGAGAAAAUUAAAGAGGCACAAGUGAAAAAGCUGGUUAUUAGAGUCCACAUGUCUGAUGAUAGUUCUAAAACAAUGAUGGUGGAUGAGAGACAGACGGUGAGACAAGUGCUGGAUAACCUCAUGGACAAAUCCCACUGUGGUUACAGUUUAGACUGGUCACUGGUAGAAACCAUCUCUGAGUUACAAAUGGAGAGAAUCUUUGAAGACCAUGAAAACUUGGUUGAAAAUCUUCUUAACUGGACAAGAGAUAGUCAAAACAGGCUUAUGUUUAUGGAGCGUAUAGAAAAAUAUGCACUUUUCAAAAAUCCACAGAACUAUCUUCUGGGGAAAAAGGAAACAGCUGAGAUGGCAGAUAGAAACAAAGAAGUGCUGUUGGAGGAAUGUUUUUGUGGAAGUUCUGUAACUAUACCAGAAAUUGAAGGAGUCCUUUGGUUGAAAGAUGAUGGCAAGAAGUCCUGGAAAAAGCGUUACUUUCUCUUGCGAGCAUCUGGUAUUUACUAUGUCCCUAAAGGAAAAGCAAAGGUUUCUCGGGAUCUGGUAUGCUUUCUCCAGCUGGAUCAUGUCAAUGUUUAUUACGGACAGGACUAUCGGAACAAAUACAAAGCCCCGACGGACUGUUGUCUGGUGCUGAAGCACCCACAGAUCCAGAAGAAAUCUCAGUACAUCAAAUACCUUUGCUGUGAUGAUGUGAGGACCCUGCACCAGUGGGUCAAUGGUAUCCGCAUUGCAAAGUAUGGGAAGCAGCUCUACAUGAACUACCAAGAAGCCUUAAAGAGGACAGAGUCUGCUUGUGAUUGGACUUCCUUAUCCAGCUCCAGCAUUAAAUCAGGAUCCAGUUCUUCCAGCAUCCCAGAGUCUCAGUCAAAUCACUCAACUCAGUCUGACAGUGGGGUGUCCGACUCCCAGCCAGCGGGACACGUCCGUUCCCAAAGCAUCGUGAGCUCCAUCUUCUCCGAGGCCUGGAAACGAGGCACGCAGCUGGAAGAGUCCAGCAAGAAAUGAGUAUUUGUGAAUGGGCUCUAGUGAUUGUGAUUUGGAAAAACAAACAGAAAACCCUGGCAGUGUAACUCCUUUUCAGUGGCUCACAUUUUAAGAAAUAUUGACUUCCUCCUCCUCCUAAGUCAGUUUGAGUAGAGCAACACCAUUCAGUGCCAGUGCCCUGAUCUUGCUGCGAAUGGUUGAGUGUUUCUUUAUGUAUUAUUAAUUUAGUUUAUUCAGACUCCUUUAUCUUCUUUUCUUCUAUGCUUUUUGACAUUUCUCUACACAUUGAUGAAUUUUCUCCAGUUAUGGUAUAUGUGGAAGGCUACAUUGAAAUUAAUCCCCUUAAAAUUUUGGAUCCCUAAGCCUUGCAUAAUAGCUUGUUCAGUGCCACUGAAGGACAAGUGUAAUUAUUGCAAGACUAUGCAAAAAAAAAAAAAUGGAGAAGUUCUUUAGAUGAUUGUAAAACACCAUAUCAAAUUGCCUCUGAAAUGUGAGAGCGCGGGUGUCCUGGCCGCAUUCACCUGCUCACGCCACUGCUGAGGACCCAGUGGCACAUUUGACCUGACCACUUUGUUUUUACCCAAUAAUAAUUUUGAUUUUUCUGUUCUUUUGGUCUGAAUCACUUAUGCAAGUACAUUCACUAAUGAGAAUUAAAUGGUUUUCCCUCGGUUUAUUCCUUAAUUUUAAUAUUUAGUCCUCAGGAGGGUGGAGGAGGCAUUAGUAACCCAAUGCGGAGGCCUCUUAGAAGUAAAUAUUUGAGAAGUGGUUCUACUGGCCUAAAUUCUCAAAGCACUUAUAGUUUAACUUCCUUAUCAGAGGCUGAAACUUUAAGAAAUAGUCCUCUCCUUUCUUCCACUUAAUGUGGAUAGAGUGCCCCCCUUUCUGGUGCUAAUUACUCGAUGUAUGUAGUAGAGAAGCAGGUUUACACUGCAGACAUCUGGAGAAAAGUCUUCACCUUACUACGUGUUUAAUGGUGCUAUCCAUGUGCAUUUUAAAUGAAAGGCCAAGGAAAACAGGAUUGCAUGCCCGUGAUCCAGCAGGGCACUCUCAUUGCAGUUUCAGGAGCGUGCGCCCUGCGGUGCAGCAGUGACGACGUGUUUGAGUCUUGAUCCUCUUGUG
This is a messenger RNA of Myotis lucifugus (little brown bat), 3036 nucleotides long. RefSeq names its product Ras association (RalGDS/AF-6) and pleckstrin homology domains 1 (gene RAPH1). Gene Ontology annotation, biological process: signal transduction. The record is from RefSeq and is a predicted model, not a curated record. The transcript has 15 exons. The coding region runs from base 1 to 1938 and encodes 645 amino acids. Gene Ontology annotation, cellular component: plasma membrane; cytosol. NCBI's taxonomy places the organism in Eukaryota, Metazoa, Chordata, Mammalia, Chiroptera, Vespertilionidae.